AUGGCGCCACAAUCACUACUCCAGCUGUUGCUGCUGGCAUCUGCUGCUGCCGCAGACGUCCCGGUCUGGAGUCAAUGCGGCGGAUCAAACUAUGCUGGUCCGACUGCUUGUGCAUCCGGCAACUACUGUAGCUUUGGAAACCCGUGGUACUCCCAAUGCCUACCCGGAAGCGUGGACGAGCCGCUUGACAGCAACAUUCCUGAUUCCCCUCUCGAGACAAAUACUGUCCAGACAAUUAUCACGAUUGGCGGCAACCAGGGCAACGGCGGUGCACCGCCCGUCACCCUCACCACGUCCUACACGUUCCUUCUGCCCAGUACCACCAUUUACGCCCAUCACCACACGUCGACCCAGACACCAGCACCUCCUUCGCCCGGCAGCGGUGGCGGUGGCGGCGGUGGCGGUGACGGCAACAGUGGCCCUCCCUUGCUGACGGUCAUUGGCGGCACCACGUACACGAUCCUGCCCGAUGCGCCCGCCACGGGCAACAACAAGCGGACGGCCGUGGCCCCGGUAGCGGCACGGGCGACGACGCUGUACAACGACGGACGUCCUCUGGUUCCCGACGAGGCGCUGUCGCUGCAAAAGGAGCACAUCAAAGCGACGCCUACGGCGCAGUGGACGACGAUUGUGACUGUGAAGAAAGCAUGA
Sporothrix brasiliensis 5110 is the source of this 651-nucleotide messenger RNA. RefSeq lists its product as uncharacterized. Bases 1 to 651 code for a protein of 216 amino acids. Lineage: Eukaryota; Fungi; Ascomycota; Sordariomycetes; Ophiostomatales; Ophiostomataceae. Gene Ontology annotation, cellular component: extracellular region. Gene Ontology annotation, molecular function: cellulose binding. The transcript is spliced from 3 exons. Gene Ontology annotation, biological process: carbohydrate metabolic process. The record is from RefSeq and is a predicted model, not a curated record.